Messenger RNA from Xiphias gladius (swordfish), 7098 nucleotides. Its product is annotated as prolactin receptor-like. The transcript has 10 exons. Gene Ontology annotation, biological process: cytokine-mediated signaling pathway. Gene Ontology annotation, molecular function: cytokine receptor activity; protein binding. The coding region runs from base 1 to 1884 and encodes 627 amino acids. NCBI's taxonomy places the organism in Eukaryota, Metazoa, Chordata, Actinopteri, Istiophoriformes, Xiphiidae. Gene Ontology annotation, cellular component: external side of plasma membrane. The record is from RefSeq and is a predicted model, not a curated record.
AUGGUCUUCCGUAGCCCCUCCAGCGGACAGGAGAUGGGUCCAGCUCAGAGAGGGGAGGCCCGGAGCUCCAGCUGGCGUGUGUCUGAUGACGCGGGCGGCAGCGGCAGCAGCAGCAGCAGCAGCGGUACCGCUAACGGCUCCAUCGACCGGCUACCGGCCGGUCCCGCUCCCGGUCCCGGUCCCGGUCCCGGCGUGGGUGCAUGUUCGAGGAAUCGGCUUCCAGGAGGCUGUGAAGCGACGGCGGCGGCGGCGGCGGCGGCUCUCCGCGGGGUUCGUUUGCUCGACAGGUUGACAGAAGGCGGCAGGAUGCUGUGGCGGCUGCUCUGUCUGCUUCCUCUGGUGGGCUGCAGCUGGAUUGUCGCUCAGGACGUCACUUAUAAAGACAGACACGACCACGAGGAGGCCGCCGUGACAGCGACGCCUCACGUCUACUACUGCCGCUCGCCCAACAUGGAGGACUUCACCUGCUGGUGGCAUCCGCUCGACAACCUGACAGACGGCGAGGAGGUCGCCUACGUCCUCACCUACUCCAAAAAUGAGGGGCCCAGACAUGAAUGUCCAGACUAUGUGACUGCCGGUCCCAACAGCUGCCACUUCGACAGCAGCCACACGUCCAUAUGGAAGAUCUACUGUAUGAACGUGACCGCCAUCACCACCCAUAAGAACUACACCUCCCAGGAGCACUGCCUGGACGUGGCAGACAUAGUUCAGACCGAAGCUCCGGUCAACCUGACCUACGCACUGAGAGUCGCCGGCGGGGAUGAAAUGGGCCACAACGUUCUGCUGUCCUGGACGUACCCGGUGCCCUCAGACCUGAAGUACGGCUGGAUCACGCUGGUGUACGAGCUGCAGUACAGACGCGUCACCGAGCCCGACAACUGGAAGGUGAAACACCCUCUAAGCGAGCCCCACGUGGAGCUGCUCGGCCUCCCCGUCGGCGACUACGUGAUCAGAGUCCGCUGCCGGUCACGGAACUACGGCCUGUGGAGCAAAUGGAGCCCCGCGCUCUUAAUGAGCAUCCCCGGCAGGCCGCCGGCAGGAAAAGUGCUGGUGCUGAUCCUGGUGAUGGGCGUCGGCGUCACGGCUCUGCUGGUUAUCGCCUUCGGUGUUAUUCCACAGAGCAAGAGGAUAAAAGAGUACUUCCUGCCGCCAAUUCCCAAGCCGCGGAUCAUCGGCAUUGACCCACUGCUCCUGAAGAAGGGAAACCUGGAUGAAAUCAACCGUCACUUCAGUAACUUCCACGGCUACAAAUCUCCAAACUACACUGAGGAAGUCUGGGACCAGGUCAGAGCCAACGACGUAUAUCUCAGCACGCCGAGGGACUGCAGCAUCCCGGCCAACCUCACAGACAGGAAGAAGGACGCCUUAAUGGUUCCAUGUGACCUGACGCCUGCGACCAAUCAUCAUCAGCUUACAACCCAAAACCCGACACCGUACCUGCAGAGCCUGUUGCCCUACUACUCCUCGCCUCCCGAAGCCUUCGCUCCGUUGCUGGACGUGCCCUCCCUGUGGCCAAGGCCCGAGAUCAUUACGCUGCCGGGGACGGACUACACCAUGAUGGGACAUCCUAACUCUGUCCCCGCUCUUGACGCCACCACUGUCCCCACCAGUCGCUCGCAGCAGGAUUUCUACACCUGUGUUCAGCUCAUGAAUGAAAGCGGCGAGGUGCAUCUGGUGCCUUGCUUACCGCUGCCGUACUGCCGGGAGUUCCCACCUCUGCCGAGGCCCGAUUUAGAUACAAGUGAGGAAGAAGAGAAGAAGAAGAAACUAGCCGGCUACCAAGCCAGGAAGAAUAUGAUGAACGAGCCGAAAGAUGGCGGCGAGGCCGAGAGGAGCGAAGCAGCCGUCCCUCUGCUGCCUGUUGCUGUUGACAACAGGGGGUGAACGACAGGAAGUGCAUCCACAAAAACACAAAUACUUUGAAAACUGCUGAAUGUGCUGAAAGAUGGAAACUGUUGCCAUGUGCAGAUUGAGAGUCUGCUGUAACCUGCAGGACAUUAGCCUCCAAAGGACUCUUUUUAGCUCGCAAACGUCCAGACCUCGCAUUGAAAACAGUUCAACUAACAGAUGUUGUUUUUGAGGACAAAAAAAACCAACACAUUGCACACUCUGCAAAACACAGUUUCUGGUGCGAUAACAUUGUGUUUAGGCGACCAACACGUUCUCCUUCGCAAAAGUUCCUCUGGACCUCAACUUGUUUCUGUUUUUGGUAGCUCGGGUCACCUGUCCAGAAGCAGUUAUACUCUAGUGGCCCAGACCUGUUGCUUCUAAAGCUGCAGGUGGCCAGAUCUUAAUGCGAAAAUCCAAAGUUCAGGCGAAAAAAAACCUUAAGAGCAAAAUUCAAAAAUUGAAACCAAAUUGCUGCAAGCAAGCACUCCAUGAAGUCUGUCAAAGUUGACGAGAGUAUGAAGUUACCUCAUUUGGAUAAAAUAAACAGGAAGACAAGAAACAGUAACGUAACGACCCAAACCGAGUUUGUCUGUGUAAAGCUUCACAUUCAGGGUUGUAUGUGCGUCUCAGGAAAAAGAUUUUAAAAAAGUGCAGUAUCGUUUGAUGUUGUUUCAGGUCCGGAAGAGAGCGAUUAACUGCUGGGUACGUUUCACAUUCCAACCCCCUUUUCUUGUUUCUCUGUUGGUGCGUUUACACACAUUAAUAUUCCAAAACCAUUAGCCUUACCACAUCAUAGUUGGGAUACGGCCUUUCACACAAGACCAUAAGCUGCUUUGGUUUAACCACAUAGAGAUACCUUUAGUUUUCCUGCUGUGUUGAAUGCACUGAUUAUAGAAGCAGUUCCUGUGCUGUUGGUUUUUAUAUCCUAGAUAAUGCCUGUUAAUAUCACCAUAUUCCAGCUAGUUUCCACACGAUUUUCAUAUUCAGGAUAUGGGCAUAUUCCAUUAUCAUACUGUACAUGUGGUGGUACUUACAUAUGCCAGCUCAUUAAGGGAAUAUUUGAUUAUCCUGAACGUGAAUGGAAUAUUAAUCUGCAUGUGUCUCACUCUGAAUCCGUCUCAUUUCCUCUCACUUUUCUGUCUCUUUUGUUUCAUCCUUCAGUAUUUAGCCCAACUGCAGCAGUCUGUGUGAUAUUUGCUUGAUAUUUGAAUGGGCUGAUUUAGAGGAGAAACUUCCUGUCUUGCAGAUUUUCAAUUCGUAGUCCGUUACGAUGAUGCUCAACAGAUUGAUUCCAAAAAAAACAACUUGCAUACAAGAGGUCAGAAAUCAACAAAAAGUAACUUUCACACCCUCAGGAAGAUGCAAGCUGUGAAUUUAAGCUCCUGUUGCAGAAUAUCUGUGGAUUUCUUUUCAUCAUCAUCACGCAGUUUAACAAUGUUUUCUAUCACUGUGUUGUUUUCUGAACUCUCCAAACUGGACAUCUAUUUAUUUUCCAGAGAACUUACGAAGAGUUUGGUGCCAAAACAAGGUAUCACAAUUGGCAAGCCCCUCUCUGACCAUUACUUAGAAAGUAUAAUAUAUAUUUUUAAUACAGUGGAUUGCUGUAGUCCUGUCUGACACAUGUGACACUAUUACAAAAAGUGAUGUUGUAUAUUUUAGAGAUGCUGAAGGACCGACCUCAGGUAGUGUUUUGUUUUUUCUAAAAUGCAAACACAGCAAAAAGAACCAGUGCUCCCACUGAAAUCAGAUAUUUUUAAUCUGCCAUUUGGCCAUGGAACUCAAAGUUUGUAAAAGAUAAGAGCAAUGUACAAGUUUCGAAAAUAUUAGCAUCUCCUCCUCCCGUCCCAGAAUUUCUGUAAUCAAUGGAGUAAUCAAGACCAAAAGUAGGGCGAUGCCUCACAUGUAUGGAACUGACCAUCAGCUAUUUGCUGGUCUGGCUUGAUGCCAGGUGAUGCUACUCUGUGUAGAUGAGCGUUGGUUCUCGAAAGCCGCACGAAUGUGGUGUUCAUCACUACAUGAAUUUUCUGCUUUAUGCAGCGGGUCCAGAUCGUGGUGGCGGCAAUCUAAGCAAGGUAGUCCACAUGUCUCUCUUUCUAGCCACAUCCUUAAGCUCCUCCUGGAGGAUCCCGAGGCGUUCCCAGGCCAGAUGGGACACAUUGUCCCUCCAGUGUGUUUUGACUCUGUCACGGGAGUCUCCAGAAAGCAACAUGAUCAGAUGUCGAGAUGCAGUGGUCCUACUUUGAGGUCCUUCUGGAGGUCCAAACUCAUCCUGGCCACUUGUAAUCUGAAACCUCAUUCUUUUGGAUAUUACCCAAAAUUCGUGAUGAUAAGGCAGAGUUGGAAAAUAAGUCGACUGUAAAUCAUAAAGCAAAUUGAAGUCUUCCUCAUCACAACAGCCAAGGAACAAUGCCACUGCUACUGGUGCAUCUUAAAGGAAAACCUAGCGUAUUUCCCAUAAAUGUGGAAGAUAGCUCUAAUGGCUAUUCCAGGUGGCAACUUUCCGUGUUUACUUUCAGUUGGACUGAGACAAGCAUUUCAAAUGAUUAAAAAGAAAAGAAGAAUUAGAAAGCCUACAGCUUUCCAAAUAAACAUGAGGCUCGUGCAGCGUGCCCCAAGAUAUGUCAUUUUGAGCAGGUCCUUGCAAGUCCUCGAUUACAACGUUGGUAUGACCCAUAGAGCCACAAUAGCUACAUGUAUGGGAAAUACAUCAGAUUGAAAUAUAGCAGGAUUUCCCUUUAAAGCCCGAUUACGCAUAAAACAAAGUACUUGAUGAACUGCCUGACAGUGUCUGAAACCCCCUUUCCAACUUUGCAAUUGAUGGGCUGCGUCCAACAGACUUUGCAACUUUCCAGAACAAAUGAUCCAACGAUCGGCUGCACUUAUCUCUCAAUCUUGCAACACCAACACCAUGAAUGCCUCCAAGGAGAGCUUUUGAAAGUGUGCACCGUUAUCCACAUUUGUGAAAUUUAUUGCAUCAUGAUUACAGAGGUGCAAAUGAGAACUGAGACACUUGGAUGUGGCCAGAAGGUGGCAUUUUACUUGGUCGGACAGCACAUUGUACUAACUAGGCCAUUUUAAACAUAUUGAACACUUUACAAUCACUCAUGGACGGGAUCUCAGCGUACUUGACCUCCUUCACUUGGGGCAUCAAAUUGCUUCAAACCUGGAUGGGUAAAUCUGCCAUUUUUGAUCUCAGACUUGUAGACCCUGACCCUGAUCCCACCUACCUCACAUUCGACUGCAAAGUGCCACAACCUGCGAAUGCGUCUUCUAACAUGCUACUUUGUUUGCUUAUUGUCCAUCAUGUCCCAACUCAUGCUGUAAACUCCGUUAUCAUGGGGGUCUUCUUCGUUGUGUCUCACUGGGUGUGCAGCUGUACCACGUGAACUACGUUUAUCACACUGCUCAGAGGUGGAUUAGGGUUCAAAAGCAAUAUUGACCCUGAUUGACUUGAAAGAAAUUGGACUACUAACUACAGAACACUUGUCAUUGUAUGCUAAUGUGACGGCUCACAGCACUUCCUCCCCCUUUCCCUCCUCACCUCUGUUAUUGGGAACUCGGUUGUUACUGUAGUUUUUUGUUGUUGUUGUUGUUGAAGUUUCAGUUAGAUGUCGUGCAGUAAUCGAUUUUUGUGCCUGUAUGUGCCUUUUUUUUUUUUUCACAGAGCAGAAUUUGUGUGCUUACUGAAAUCUCAGCAGAUGGCUUGACCAGCCAGCGUGAAAGUAUUGAAAUGAUGAAAGUAUAUUUCUCAUGUGCUAAUUACAAAGACUCCCCAAAGAAUAGCUUGUUAGCACUGAUGGCGUUUUUUUAUUUGGACUAACUUAGUCAGCUUGUGGUUAACCAUGUGUAGAGUAGCUGGCUAGCCACAGCAGGAUUCCCUGGCUCAAAGAAGGAAUGUCAGAUCGGUUGCAUGUUUUGCAGCAUAUUUGCUGCUUCACAGGGAAACGUUUACUCACAGUAUGAACAGAUGAGAAAAAUGACCCACUGAAAAUCGUGUUUAGGCUCUGACUGUACACCCUAAUUUCAAUUCAACUCUGCAGAAGUGUUGGACACAUAAGCGUGAUAAAUAUUUUGGAAAGGGAGCAAAUGCUGCCAGUGGCUGUUUGGCUUUUCUCCACAUGGAUUCCCUGAAUAGUUGUGUUGUUAAAGAUUUGCCAUCUGGUUAAAGCACUUUUCCAGUAUAGGAAAUAGCUUAAAGUCUGUCCAUGUUCCCCUCUGUAUGCAUUUGUUUCUAGAGCACAUUUAAACACACACAUUUGUCGGCAUUUAAAUGGCCACAUCUGAAAGUGAUUAAGUUGAAUGUAAAAUCGCAGUUAAAAAUUACCUACUGACCAUAAAAAGCUCAUUGUGCAUUUCAUAAGUCUUAUAUUACAAAUAAACAAUAAACCAAAUGAUGUGUUUGUGACCGUGUGACUUAAAUUAGCUGCAUUCUGGUGCUAUAAAUAGUCGAGACGAUUGUCAGCUGACUUUAGAUGAACACAUAGGCAGCGUUCAAGCUCAGAAGACAAUGUUGUUCCUGUGAGAGAUGGAGAAAGUCCAGCUGCAAAGGCAGAUAUGUCACAAAAAGUAAAACUUAAAAGUGAACUGUGGUUAUUGCAGAAGCUAUUUAACAGGUCUGAGUGGUUUAAUUGUGCUAUUGAUAUUGUUUUUUAACAUUACAGUGAAUGAAACCCUGACCAACUCUAACCAAAGUCAUUUACCCAUUCCUUAAAGGAUCAGUUCACCAGUUCACAAAAAUCCCAAGGUCUGUGAAACACCACCAUUUCAUUUUUUUAACGCUUUAAACGGAACCGAAAGAAGCUAAAAAGACAAGACAAACUAAAUGACUGCAGAGGACUGGACAGAAGAAGCAGAGAAGUAGGCUAAAAAAAGACAGAAAGACAAUAAUGUAGUUCACAAACAAUUGGUUGAUUAAUCAAUUGAUUAACAUAUAAAAAAUAAUCUGCAAAAAUUUGAUUGAUUCAUAUUCAAAAAUUCACAAAUUCCAGCUUUUUAGAAUGUGAAUAUUUUCUGGUUUUCUGAAAUAUUUUUGUGUUUUGAACCGACAACUGCAUCAACCGCAUUUUACUUUACAUUUCAAUGAUUUUAACUCAUUGUUGAGCUACGCUCUGUUGCUUUUUGUUGAUUUUACUGAUGUUUUAUUACUGUGUUACUUAUUGUGUGUUUUAUUACUGUUUGAUGUAAGGUGACCUUGAGUGCCAUAAAAGG